AUGGAGAACGAUUUUAGGACUGAGUCAUCAUCAUCCACCUUUGCUCUUCAAAGUUCUUCAGAGACAUUGUUUUCUAUUCAGCUGUUAGAUUUCAAAACAAGUUUACUAGAAGCAUUAGAAGAAUUACGUAUGAGAAGGGAAGCAGAAAUUCAGUAUGAAGAGCAGAUUGGUAAAAUUAUUGUGGAGAUACAAGAACUUAAAUGGCAAAAGGAAAAUCUUCAGAAUCAAAAGGAAACAUUAGCAAAGCAACACAAAGAAGCAAUGGCAGUUUUUAAAAAGCAGUUGCAAAUGAAGAUGUGUGCCUUGGAAGAAGAAAAGGGAAAAUAUCAACUUGCUACAGAAAUAAAAGAAAAAGAAAUAGAAGGAUUGAAGGAAACAGUAAAAGCAUUACAGGUUUCUAAAUAUUCUUUACAGAAGAAAGUUAGUGAAAUGGAACAAAAAGUUCAGUUACAUCUUCUGGCUAAAGAAGAUCAUCAGAAGCAACUGAAUGAAAUUGAGAAAUACUAUGCCACAAUAACAGGCCAGUUUGGAUUGGUAAAAGAGAAUCAUGAAAAGUUAGAACAAAAUGUACAAGAAGCAAUACAGUUAAACAAAAGACUUUCAGCUUUAAAUAAAAAACAAGAAUCUGAAAUAUACAGUUUAAAAAAGGAAUUAAAAGAAAUAACCUCAGACUUGAUAAAGUCCAAAGUCACAUGUCAAUAUAAGAUGGGAGAAGAAAACAUCAAUUUAACAAUUAAAGAACAAAAAUUUCAGGAACUUCAAGAAAGACUCAACAUGGAAUUGGAAUUAAAUAAGAGGAUUAAUGAAGAGAUUACCCGUAUUCAAGAAGAAAAACAGGAUGUCAUCAUUUCUUUCCAACAUAUGCAGCAGUUACUUCAGCAACAGACUCAAGUUAAUACUGAACUGGAAGCAGAAUUGAAGGGGCUAAGAGAAAAUAAUCAGACCCUUGAAAGAGAUAAUGAGCUGCAAAGGGAGAAGGUGAGAGAAAAUGAAGAAAAGUUCCUUAAUCUCCAAAAUGAGCAUGAGAAAGCACUUGGAACUUGGAAAAAGCAUGUUGAAGAACUUAAUGGAGAAAUUCAUGAGAUUAAAAAUGAGUUGUCAUCACUUAAAGAAACUCAUAUCAAGUUACAAGAACAUUACAAUGAAUUAUGUGAUCAGAAAAAGUUUGAGGAAGACAAGAAGUUUCAGAAUCUUCCAGAAGUAGAUACUGAACACAGUGAGAUGUCAGUGGGAAAAUUACAAAACAGCAUCAUACAGAAAUGUAAUUCUGGGCAAGAAAUAAGAGAAGAAAGUACUGGGAGUUUUUGUUUAGAUACUGAGUACAGAAAACAGGAGGAAAAGAAAGAAGGCCCACUUAUAGAAGAAAUCAUUAUAGAAGAUUUACAGCUUUCUGAAAAAAUAUCAAAGAAUAAAAUUGAUACUACUGUACCUCAGGAUGGAAAUCAAAGUGAAAUCUCCCUAAGCAAAACCCUCUGCAUAGAAGAAUUAAUUAGUCAAGGGCAAACCUUGAAUCCUACUGACUUCAGAAAAGCAGUUACUACAGAAAUAAAAGACGCGGUGGGCUUGGAAAAAGACAGUGGACGUACAGAAUUUAAAUCAACAAAUAAUUCUUUUUUAGUGGCAGAUAUAUCAAGAGAAACAGAGAAGAUACACCUAGAAAUAACUAAAGGAUUAGAUCUUCACUCUGCAGAUGUACAUCUGGAGGUUGAAAAUAACAGAACAUUAUUUAACAGUAUCUUAAAUGAGAUGGCUCACAAUACAAAUCAUAUAAAAGAUACCUCUAAAAACGAACCAUUCAAACAAUUCAGAUUGCUUCCAGGGACUCAAGAAAAUGCCACAGAGAAGGAAAUUACAAAUAGUGACCAAACCAAACUAGGAGUUUUGGAUUCAUUUCUAGAUGUAAAAAAGAAUCCUGUUCAGUGUCAGAAAUACAAUUUACAUGAUUCUAGUAAUGUUAUCUUGGAUGAUAAACAAUGUAAAAUAAAACAAAUACAACUGUUAAAUAAAAAAAGUGAGUGUAGCACAUUGCCGUUUAAACAAAUUUCAGAUGUUCAGCAAGUCUGUAAUGAUACUUCAGAGAAACCUGAACUAAAUAGUCCUUGUGACACAGCAACCAACCAUCCUAUUUCAUCUGCUGUUUUCAGUGAUAAUUUGGAAGUACUUCUUAAGAAUUCAGAUAAAAAUGUUAGUAUUAUGCCUAUGAUGGUGAAACCCAAUUUAGGCCCUGAGAAAAGAGCCAUAUGUAAAAAUCUGGAUGAUACACAAGAGAGUCAAUUUAAGAAUUGUUUGAGAUAUUUAGAAAACACUGUGAACAUUUCCUAUCUUCAGGUCAACAAUGAGAAUAUACAUGCUUCACAAGCCAGAGAUAUGAAAACUGCUGUUCAUACAACAACUUCUACCGAAAUACAGUUUUCCAAUAGAGAGAGUCAGAUUGAUGGGAAUCAGAUAACUGAAGCCACGAGAAAUGAUGGCUUCCUUUUUGUGGAUAUUAAUGAAAGACAACAUACAUUGUUAAAUAAUACAGAGAAAACGGAAUCAUUAAAUGACACCGUUUCAGGAAAAAUUUACAGUGAUGGACAGCUGGAAAAAUCAUGUUCAUUUCACAUAAAGCCAUCUGGAGAUUUAGUAAACAGAAGUGGAAGGUCAGCCUUUGAUCUUUCAACUUCAGAUAAAAAAACUGAGAAAACUCCAGUAUAUGUGAAUGUUUUAGACCCCAGUCCUUGGUCAAAAGUAAAUCAAACUGAAAGUCAAACAGUGAGCACUUCACCUUGUAGCAUUCCUUCAUUGCUGAAGGAGAGUCCAAUAGGUCCAUCAGAAAACAAGAUCGUUUCAGUGACACUCUGUAAAAGUGUUGGUGUGGAUGAUGUCAGGACAGAUACUGGACCAGAUACUACCAGCAUUAACAGAGUUGCUGACACUUUGAAUAACUCGACUAUCCAUCCAGAUCCCAAGGGACAGCCCAGUGAAGAGAGGAAUGCAAUUGCAGAGACUUUUUAUGAUUCUUCUUUUCCCACAGAACAUGUAAAAACUAAAAUAGAUAUAGCCAACCUAUUACAAAGUGAUUUUCAGACAAUGAAGAUUAAAGAUACUGAUUUAACUGUGUCUUUUACUUGUGAAGAUGACUGGCAGAGCCUGAUAACAAAUCAAAUAAACAAAAUCGAAAAGUUCCUAACCUCAGAAAAUGGCAACCAACCUAAAAAAAGAAAAGCUGAAGAGAUGUUGGAUUAGAGAUUAAAAUAAUGCUUUCAGCGGUGAACU
This is a messenger RNA of Pteropus alecto (black flying fox), 3258 nucleotides long. RefSeq names its product coiled-coil domain containing 73 (gene CCDC73). The record is from RefSeq and is a predicted model, not a curated record. Bases 1 to 3228 code for a protein of 1075 amino acids. The transcript is spliced from 18 exons. NCBI's taxonomy places the organism in Eukaryota, Metazoa, Chordata, Mammalia, Chiroptera, Pteropodidae.